Molecule: messenger RNA, 762 nt
Organism: Diversispora eburnea
Lineage: Eukaryota; Fungi; Glomeromycota; Glomeromycetes; Diversisporales; Diversisporaceae
Source: the annotation of a GenBank genome assembly
AUGACUAGAUAUUUAAGAUCUGAUGCACCUCUAUUUUCUCCUGAAGAUUAUUCUUAUAUCUUACAGUGUCGUGAUAAAAAACCAAGAUAUAAAAUUAUAAAUGAAUUGAUGACUCAGUAUAAAACAUCGUCAAAACGUAUUUAUCAAAUAUGGAGAGGACAGGAACGUUCCAUUGACCCCAUGCUUAAUACGCAAAAUAAAUCUUUAGACUUAGCUUUUCAGACCAAUAUAACUGAAAUUUCACCAGUAGAAAAAAAGAAUCUGAUUGCUGAAAACCUUAUUGAUUUAUGUACUGAACCACUAAUAGAUAAUGCAACACUCAAUAAGAAAUCAUCUGAUAUGAUAAGUUUUUAUUGCACUGCUUGUGAUAUAUCGAAACAAAAUUGGAUAUUUACCGAACAGUCUAGAUAUAUUAUGACUCAAAACUCUGAAAAAAUAAUUCGAUAUCUGCGAUCUGAUGCAACUCCUUUAUCAGAUGAUAAUAUACAAGAUAUCAUUAAUGCCAGAAAUUCGAUGAAACGUGCAUCAGAAGCUAUGGCUAUCAAAUAUAAAAUAUCAACAAGGCGUGUAUAUCAAAUAUGGAGGGAAAACCAUCCACCAAUAGAUCCUAGAGAAAUGAUAUCUCAACCAAUUAAUAUAGAGUCGAUAUCAUCAACAAAAAAGAAUAAUCAAAAAAAGAAGGUUAGUAUAAAUAAUGUAGAGACAAAGCCUUAUUGCUCUGUAAUAAAUCAUUCGGAAGUUUUAUCUAAUGAAUCAGUGAAA